GUAUGUAUAAAACUAAACCCGGACGUUCUCUUCUGUCACUUUCUGUCUGGGGCUGACAACACUCCAUCAUAAAGCCAGGGCCCCUGUGUGCACCUUACAGCAAUGGCAUAAACCAAGAUAUUCUCAGAAUUGAUACACUGGAACAGAAGUGGAAAUGGGAAACAUUGUAAAAAAUUCAGCUGCACCACCAGAUAACAUUGUUUCAUGCCAAACAGUGUCAGACAGUGAGUUUCUAGCAGUACUUUGUGACUACCCUUCCCCUGAUGUGAGUGAGCCAAUUUUCCAUUUUGGAGAAAAACUACGUGUCAUUUCUGAUGAAGGAGGGUGGUGGAGAGUCAUGUCACUAAAAACAGGCAGAGAAAACUACAUACCGGCCAAAUGCGUGGCAAAGGUCUACCACGGUUGGCUUUUUGAAGGAAUUGGGAGAGAGAAAUCAGAAGAACUUCUUCAGCUGCCAGAUUCAAAGAAUGGAUCAUUCAUGAUCAGGCAAAGUGAAACUGAAAAAGGAUCUUAUUCUUUAUCUGUCAAACACAGACAAGUGAAACAUUACAGAAUUUUCCGUCUACCAAACAACUGGUUUUACAUCUCCCCUAGGCUGACGUUCCAAUGUCUUGAGCACCUUGUUAACCACUAUUCAGAAAAUGCAGAUGGUCUAUGUUGUGUCCUCACAAGUCCCUGCCUUACCCAACAGUCCAUAAACUAUAAUGAUGCUCUGAAUCAUCAAGUCCCUCCUGUUGUGAGGAGACGGCGGCCAUUUGAUUGGAGAAGUACAAAACGGGUUCCCCUGACAAUGGAAGAGCCAGAAAACUCUUUAGACGACACGUUCCUCAGCUAUGGCCUCAGACAAAGCAUUGCCUCUUAUAUCUCAAUGGCUGGAGAUGACAGCUUCAUGCUAACAAGCGACACUGAGAAAAAAAAGAACCGCCGAAGUCAAGUUGUAUCUGCUGUAAAUAAGAGGAACAGUUUCAAGUCCUAUGGAGAUUAUGAAUGAAGACUUUUGGAAUGUAAAACAGAAGAAUCCAGGUGGUUUAAAAUGAACUUGGCCCCCAAUGGAGCCUUGCAAAAGACAUAAAAGGUAAUCAAAUGCAUUCUGAUGGAUACCAAGCUCCCCACAUGUGGACCUUUUGUAUACAGUAUGUCCAAGAAUUACUCAACACUGUUCAGUAAAAGAUAAAGUAAAGGACAUACUGUACCUGCUAAGAUGCAGUCUCUCCCAUCGUGGACACCUCUCACAUAUGUUAAAACUUAACAAAUGUUUGAUGACAGAAGAGGAUUUCUUACCCACCUCAAAAUACAUAACUGACUACCACCCAUGUUUAUAUGUAAGUCAGACCCAGUUCAAAUGGCUAAUUGUGUCCAUCCUCAAUAUAGACCCUUAGACCAUCGGACUGGGGUGUGAGGAACCACCGAGGAUGCAACUCCUCACGGCCACUUAUUUUUGACCUCCUUCCUUAAUUCACGGCUGUGGCUGGGCUAGAGGGAGCAGUGGGAUGUCCUCAGUGCCAUGGGGAGCAGAACAGGGUCAGCUGGCGGCCCAUGAAGGCUGGGGCCCAACAUGUUUUUUUCCUGGGGUUCCACAGGCCCAGUUUUACCAUAAGGAGGGUCUGUUCACUAGCCUCUUUCUUACACACUGUGAAAUUGCCUUAUAUUUACAUUUUCUCUUUCUCAUACACCUUCAGGUUUAUACAAUAAAAUGGCUCUAUACCCACUCAACUCCUAUACCAUGAAAUGGCUCUCUAUCCAUCCAUCCUAUUUUUUACACAGAUCAAAGUGACGCAAUAUACACACAUUUUGUUUCUUACACACCACAAAGAGGGUCUAUAUUUGCUUCUAUAUCUCCUCUUUCUUAGUCACCAACCCUCAGGUUCAUACAAUAAACUGGCUCUGUAUCUCCUUGAUAUAUACCAUGAAAUGGUUCUCCAUCCACCCAGCCUCAUUUCUCCAUUUACAGCAAUAUAAAGGAAAAAUCAACAUGAAAAGACAAGAACACACUGUGUCCUCUCUGCAUAUUGCUCCGUAUAUUUGCCCAGUAUGGGGAGUUUAAUUUGUCCAGAAAUGUUAGUAAAGAAAAGAUAUAUUUAAUGAUGAUAUUCUAUAGGAGAAUGUAUCACAUUUACAAAUCAUUGCUUCUAUUUUUGCAUCCAUGAAAAAAUUAGGCAUUUUCACACUUUAUUAUUUAUUGUUUUAUCCUGUGUAUAUUAAAAUAGUUCAAAUGCAA
Xenopus laevis (African clawed frog) is the source of this 2218-nucleotide messenger RNA. RefSeq names its product Src like adaptor L homeolog (gene sla.L). The transcript has 8 exons. The coding region runs from base 155 to 991 and encodes 278 amino acids. NCBI's taxonomy places the organism in Eukaryota, Metazoa, Chordata, Amphibia, Anura, Pipidae. The record is from RefSeq and is a predicted model, not a curated record. Gene Ontology annotation, cellular component: cytoplasm; endosome.